This is a messenger RNA of Dreissena polymorpha, 603 nucleotides long. RefSeq lists its product as uncharacterized. The record is from RefSeq and is a predicted model, not a curated record. The transcript is spliced from 5 exons. The coding region runs from base 139 to 603 and encodes 154 amino acids. Lineage: Eukaryota; Metazoa; Mollusca; Bivalvia; Myida; Dreissenidae.
UUGAAACAAAUAAGCCACUACAGAAUUUUUAUUUGUUCACGGAUUCUAGUCAAUAUACACUCCGUGAUUUGUUUAAUAAAAACAUAAUUUGGUAGUAAACUAGUAAACAAUCAACAAUCUCCUGGUGCGGAAUCCAGCAUGUCUACUAGAGUUUUAGAUGAGUACGGGGAACUCGUGAGACAGCUCAUUGAGGUGGAAAAAAUGACACAUCUACAGGUAUCAGGAUACCUGAUGAACACCCAUAAUAUCCAAAGAGGUGCUACUGAGCGUUCAGUAAGAACCUACUGCCAAGAGAACAACAUUAGGAAAGGAGGUCCACUUGUUAGAGAAGAGGACCUUAAUGUGGCAGUAGGUGGAGCAGUUGAACAGGUUGGACCAUCUUUUGGCCGUAAAAUGAUGACCGGAUACUUGGCAUCACAGGGCAUGCACAUGUCAGAAGUGAGGGUGGGACAGGCUCUUCGGGAAACACAUGUUCCAUACCACCAAGCGAGACAAAGUGGAGCUAGAAACCUGAACCCAAUUCCGUACUAUGCCGAAUACUUUGGACAUAAGCUUCACAUGGACCAAAACAAUAUCCCUCUCAAACCUACUCUUCAUAUAUAA